Molecule: messenger RNA, 2852 nt
Organism: Schistocerca cancellata (South American locust)
Lineage: Eukaryota; Metazoa; Arthropoda; Insecta; Orthoptera; Acrididae
Gene: Vps29
Product: vacuolar protein sorting-associated protein 29
Exons: 4
Coding region: 569-1117 (182 amino acids)
Biological process (GO): intracellular protein transport; retrograde transport, endosome to Golgi
Cellular component (GO): endosome; retromer complex
Source: RefSeq, a predicted model, not a curated record
AACAACUGUUACAGUUUAUCGUUUAGUCAGCACAGUCGCUGUACGCCUUCAAUUGGAUGAGGUGUAAACAGAUCAAAACCGAAUGCGUUUACAAGAGAGUGAACAUCAAUUGCGGAACUGGAAUACAGGCAACCAGAAGCGGAUUUCCAGAAUCGAUUAUGAAGUGUUUAAAUGACCACCCAAAAGCGGUAUCGGGAAAUCGGUUUCCGGAAUCCGGGUUGUGUGUGAGUACACUUUGUUGUGACAACCCAAUUGUGAAGUGGUGAGCUGGCAGCGAACACCUGCUGUCAUAUGCCACGCUUCUUUCAGUUUAAGUAUUGAGGAGAUCGCGCCUUGAAGUUGAGAUAUAGAAAUUUAUAUCCUUCGCACUUUUGCCACUGGGGAAUUACGAAACAAGAGAAUCCUUGUCUUUCAAUAUCUAUGGAGGCAAAGAUUAUACAAGCCAUCUGUGGCGGUAGAAAUUACUGAUUACUUGUCAAGGGGCGUAAUAUGGAAGUGGAAAUAUUUUGCAUGUAGUGUGUUGUGUGUAUUAAUGCUAUCACGAUCAUUCCCGGUUACAUAAUCAACAAUGCUUGUGCUUGUUCUCGGAGAUUUGCACAUUCCUCACAGAUGUAGCAGCCUGCCAUCAAAGUUUAAAAAACUUCUGGUACCUGGCCGAAUACAGCAUAUACUUUGCACAGGAAACUUGUGCACGAAGGAAUCAUAUGACUACUUAAAAACCCUCGCAAGUGAUGUGCAUGUUGUCAGAGGGGAUUUUGAUGAGAAUUUGAACUACCCAGAGCAAAAGGUUGUCACAGUUGGCCAGUUCCGUAUUGGAUUGUCCCAUGGCCACCAAGUUGUACCAUGGGGAGAUCCAGAAUCCUUAGCACUAAUACAACGACAGUUAGAUGUGGACAUUCUUAUAUCGGGGCAUACUCAUAAGUUUGAAGCAUAUGAACAUGAAAACAAGUUUUAUAUUAAUCCAGGUUCUGCAACAGGAGCUUAUAACCCUCUUGACACAUCAAUUAUUCCUUCCUUCGUUCUUAUGGACAUACAGAGUUCAACCGUGGUUACGUAUGUGUACCAACUUGUUGGAGAUGAAGUUAAGGUAGAGAGAAUUGAAUACAAGAAGAGCUAGAGACAAUAGUUUGUGCAAAUAGAGAACUACAUUCUGAGAAUAAUUGUUUCUUCGGAAACAAGUUACUUGUUCGAGUCUGCGGUCGCUGCACCUAUAAGGAAGACAUUUUAUACCUGUCAAUAUUCUUGUCCAGAUAUUAAAGCUGUAUACUUUAUAUGAAAGUGUGUAACAAGGAGUAUGGUAACAACUGAUAACUCUUGUGUGUUACAUGUCUAUGACUGAUACUUCAUUCUGGAUGUACACUACAAGCAUUUGUCAAGGAAGACUUGGGCAUUCAAUUUGGAAUAAGUUCUGAAUCAGUUAAUGUGGAAGAGGACUGUACCCAUAGCAUGGAUUAAAUUAUGUAAAUACAAUCAUAAAUUCUGAACAUUUGUGCAUUUAUUGCUGGAGUGAUGACAGUGUAAUGGAUGUUUCAGAUAUUUAUGCCAGAAGUUAAUAAGGACACAUAGACUUACUAUCAAGAACAGAUACAGUCCAUAAUUGUUUGAAACUCCAGUCCAGGUUAAACAUACAAGUAUUUAUAAGUACAAAAACUAGGAUCAGUCAUUUUCAGUAUUUAUUACUGAUUUUGGGUCUCUAGUUUUAACAAAUGUCUUAGCUCAUUUCACUGUAAUUGUGGUUUAGAUAACCUAAAACAUAUCAGAUAAGUUAUCAUUUGUCUGUAACAUGAGUUGUACUGAUACUAUCAGGAAAAUUGGUCAUUGUUUCCAAAAUGGUACUUGCGAGGAUAAACACAAAGGACUGAUUUAAGAAUUGGAGCAAAUAUUUCUACUGCUAGGACAAACGGUUUCUUUGGCUGCUGGAGUAUAGUGGAUACAGAUACACACUUGGAAACUGUCAUGUGAUAGGCUUUUGGGGGGCAGAGUAACUUACAAUUGGAGCUAUUUCUUGUUUCAUCACUGCCACCAACACAACCACUACCACCACCACUACUUAACAAAAAUCAUUUAGCAUUUUGAAAAUCUGUUACUGGUAAUACCUUGCAGCUGUUAUCUCAAGAGUUUCUGUAUAUCAACUCUAUCAAUAUAAGAAAAGGUAAAAUCUCUGAAUCUAUUGAGAAAAAGUCUCAUACAAACUAGCCUCAUAACAAUUAACACAGCUGGAGAUGUAUGGAGCGAAAUUACACACACACACACACACACACACACACACACACACAUUUGUGGGUAGUGGGAAUACAUCAGCCUGUUCGGUAGUUCACAUGAUUUUAGUUUUUUAAGUUCUUGUUAUGUUUAGCUUGGACUUGAAACUUGUUCACUAACAGAUAUUUUACACCUUGUAGAGAAUGUGCUGUUAAAUUGCAUUAUUUUUUCCACUUCUAUAACUUCUUUACACAAUUUUUCAAUCUACAUAUGAAAUGCUGUCGGUGACGCAAAUAGAAUCUCACAUUGAGAACUUUGACCCGUUUUGUUUAAUUCUGAAUCUCUUUUGUCAACAUGUGGUUGUUUUUUUGUUUGAAAUGUAAAUGUACAUGACAUUAAGCAGUAUCAAAAUAUCCUUUUUACAAGUAUAAUCUUAAUCAUUGUUGUUAUAAUAAUUACAAUUUUAAUUAUUAUCAUUAUUAUUAUUAUUAUUAUUAUUAUAUUGCUCUUGUGAUGGCUUCACAAAAACUUUCAUGAAGCCAGCCAUGUUGUAAAUGGUAACAGCGUUCAGUAUCUUUCUGAUUUUGCAGCUUUAUAGUUGUUCUCACAGUGGGAAUAAAAAGUUGUUAUUGAAUUGUUAGUGAAAACACAAA